AUGUCUGCUCCAAAUCCAAAAGCUUUCCCAUUAGCUGAUUCUGCUUUAACUCAACAAAUUUUAGAUGUUGCUCAACAAUCUCAAAAUUUACGUCAAUUGAAAAAAGGUGCUAAUGAAGCUACUAAAACUUUAAAUAGAGGUAUUUCUGAAUUUAUUAUUAUGGCUGCUGAUACUGAACCAAUUGAAAUUUUAUUACAUUUACCUUUAUUAUGUGAAGAUAAAAAUGUUCCUUAUGUUUUCGUCCCAUCAAAAACUGCUUUAGGUAGAGCUUGUGGUGUUUCAAGACCUGUUAUUGCUGCUUCAAUUACUACAAAUGAAGGUUCAACUUUAAAAAAUCAAAUUUAUGCUGUUAAAGAUAAAAUUGAAACUUUACUUAUCUAA
Messenger RNA from Hansenula ciferrii, 381 nucleotides. RefSeq names its product RNA binding protein SNU13 (gene SNU13). The transcript has a single exon. Gene Ontology annotation, cellular component: small-subunit processome; U4/U6 x U5 tri-snRNP complex; nucleolus. The record is from RefSeq and is a predicted model, not a curated record. Bases 1 to 381 code for a protein of 126 amino acids. Gene Ontology annotation, molecular function: RNA binding. Gene Ontology annotation, biological process: mRNA splicing, via spliceosome; maturation of SSU-rRNA; ribosome biogenesis. NCBI's taxonomy places the organism in Eukaryota, Fungi, Ascomycota, Saccharomycetes, Phaffomycetales, Wickerhamomycetaceae.